This is a messenger RNA of Echinostoma caproni, 801 nucleotides long. NCBI's taxonomy places the organism in Eukaryota, Metazoa, Platyhelminthes, Trematoda, Plagiorchiida, Echinostomatidae. The record is from the annotation of a GenBank genome assembly.
AUGAAUCCGAAAGCUAACCGUGAGAAGAUGACUCAAAUCAUGUUCGAGACGUUCAACACUCCGGCCAUGUAUGUGGCUAUUCAAGCCGUGUUGUCUUUGUAUGCCUCGGGUCGUACAACUGGUAUUGUGUUGGAUUCCGGAGAUGGUGUGAGUCACACUGUACCAAUCUACGAGGGUUACGCUUUGCCACAUGCUAUUCAACGUUUGGAUUUAGCUGGUCGUGAUUUGACUGACUACCUGAUGAAGCUAAUGACAGAGCGUGGCCACUCGUUCACGACCACCGCUGAGCGAGAAAUCGUUCGAGAUAUCAAGGAGAAAUUGUGUUAUAUGGCGUUAGAUUUUGACCAUGAGAUGACCACAGCUGCUCAGACAUCCUCCCUGGAGAAGAGCUAUGAGUUACCUGAUGGUCAAGUGAUCACUAUUGGAAACGAGCGAUUCCGUUGUCCCGAGGCCAUGCUUCAGCCCAGUUUUCUCGGCAUGGAAUGUGCUGGAGUUCACGAAACCACUUACACCUCCAUCAUGAAAUGUGAUGUGGAUAUCCGUAAGGAUUUAUACGCGAAUAUUGUGUUAUCCGGUGGUUCAACCAUGUUUCCCGGAAUUUCUGAUCGUAUGCAGAAAGAGAUCACCAUUUUGGCUCCGAGCACCAUGAAAAUUAAGAUUAUCGCGCCGCCGGAACGUAAAUAUUCCGUCUGGAUAGGCGGUUCCAUCCUGGCAUCCUUGUCCACAUUUCAUCAGAUGUGGAUUACCAAGCAUGAGUACGAUGAAUCGGGACCGGGUGUUGUACAUCGAAAAUGCUUCUAG